Messenger RNA from Acaromyces ingoldii, 615 nucleotides. Its product is annotated as ribosomal protein L13. Lineage: Eukaryota; Fungi; Basidiomycota; Exobasidiomycetes; Exobasidiales; Cryptobasidiaceae. Gene Ontology annotation, cellular component: cytosolic large ribosomal subunit; ribosome. Gene Ontology annotation, molecular function: structural constituent of ribosome; mRNA binding. Bases 1 to 615 code for a protein of 204 amino acids. The transcript has 2 exons. The record is from RefSeq and is a predicted model, not a curated record. Gene Ontology annotation, biological process: negative regulation of translation; translation.
AUGUCGCUCCAGCAGAACAAGCCAUACGUCGUCGACGGAAAGGGACAUCUCCUCGGCCGUCUCGCUUCCAUCCUGGCCAAGCAAAUUCUGUCGGGUCAGGCGGUGACGGUUGUCCGAUGCGAGCACAUCAACGUUUCGGGCAGCUUCUUCAGGAACAAGCUCAAGUACCACGCAUACCUGCACAAGAGACACCUGGUCAAGCCCUCAAAGUCUGGUCCUUUCCAUGAGCGUGCCCCAUCCCGCAUUCUCUACAAGUCCGUUCGUGGCAUGGUUCCUCACAAGACUGCCCGUGGUGCUGCCGCCCUGGAGCGCCUCAAGCUCUACGAGGGUGUUCCUCCCCCCUUUGACCGCCAGAAGAAGGUCGUCAUUCCUCAGGCCCUGCGUGUCCUUCGCCUCAAGCCCGGUCGCAAGUAUGCGACUCUGAAGCGAGUCUCGAGUGAGGUGGGAUGGAAGUACGAGGAGGUGGUUGACAAGCUCGAAGAGAAGAGGAAGGUCAAGCAGCAGGCGUACCAGGAGCGUAAGGUGGCUGCCACCAAGAAGAGAGCUGCAGCCAUCUCGAGCGCCUCCAACGAACUCAAGGAUGUCAACUCGAAGCUGGAGCCCUAUGGUCUCUAA